Messenger RNA from Phoenix dactylifera (date palm), 1559 nucleotides. Its product is annotated as glycolate oxidase 5-like. The record is from RefSeq and is a predicted model, not a curated record. NCBI's taxonomy places the organism in Eukaryota, Viridiplantae, Streptophyta, Magnoliopsida, Arecales, Arecaceae. Gene Ontology annotation, cellular component: peroxisome. Gene Ontology annotation, molecular function: FMN binding; (S)-2-hydroxy-acid oxidase activity.
CUGUGUUCCCUUUCUGUUGAUGUUUACUUUUGUUGAUUUGAUUUCAAAAUCUGUGCUCUUCUUCUAAUGAUAAAUAUGAUCCAAACUGAUUCCUGUACCGUUGAAGCGAGCAACGCCAGUCUUUUAUAUUGAUGAUGUAGCUUAUAAUGACACCAUGUUGGAUCUUUCAGAAUCUGGCAUUUGUUUGACACUAUGUUGGAAAGAUCACUGUAUUGGUUGCCACAGGUUGUGUCAAUUGUCAAGAUUGUUAUAUCUUAAGCAAAUGAUUCAUUCAGUGCUUGAUGGUGAUGGAUAAUAAAACUUUUGGUCUUUAUUUUGCUAGGUUUCGACCACGCAUACUUAUCGACGUGUCCAGAAUUGAUAUGACCACAACUGUGCUUGGUUUCAAGAUAUCAAUGCCAAUUAUGAUUGCUCCCACUGCCAUGCAGAAAAUGGCCCACCCAGAAGGAGAAUAUGCAACUGCAAGGGCAUCAUCAGCAGCUGGCACCAUUAUGACAUUAUCAUCAUGGGCUACUUCCAGCGUCGAGGAGGUUGCUUCCACAGGACCAGGAAUUAGAUUCUUCCAGCUCUAUGUAUACAAAGAUAGGAAUGUAGUUGCACAGCUUGUAAGGAGGGCUGAAAGGGCUGGGUUCAAGGCAAUAGCUCUCACUGUGGAUACUCCAAGACUUGGGCGUAGGGAAGCAGACAUCAAGAACAGAUUCACCUUGCCUUCAUUUUUAACUCUGAAGAACUUUGAGGGUUUGAACCUUGGCAAGAUGAACAAGGCCGAUGACUCUGGGCUGGCAUCUUAUGUUGCUAGCCAAAUUGAUCGAACACUAAGUUGGAAGGAUGUUAAGUGGUUGCAGACAAUCACUACUAUGCCAAUUUUAGUGAAAGGAGUUCUCACUGCUGAAGAUACAAGGUUGGCCAUACAAAAUGGUGCAGCUGGUAUCAUUGUGUCCAACCAUGGAGCUCGCCAGCUUGACUACGUCCCUGCUACCAUCACUGCUCUGGAAGAGGUUGUCAAAGCUGCACAAGGCCGAGUUCCUGUCUUUCUAGAUGGUGGUGUUCGUCGUGGAACAGAUGCAUUCAAGGCUUUAGCUUUGGGAGCCUCCGGUGUAUUUAUUGGAAGGCCUGUGGUGUUUGCUUUGGCUGCUGAAGGCGAGGCUGGUGUCAGAAAGGUGCUUCAAAUGCUUCGCGACGAAUUCGAGCUGACUAUGGCAUUAAGUGGUUGCACCUCGCUCAAAGAAAUCACUCGCAGACACAUAAUAACUGAGGCAGACAUGCAUCGUCCUGUAUCCAGGUUAUAGAUUACCUGGAGGAUUUCUUUUUAAGCUCCAAGAACAGAGAGCUACAUAUAAGCUCUGCUUUCGGGAGAAUUUCAUUUCAGAAGCCUAUUUGUCCAGGCGAUAAAAUUCCAAUGGAUUUCAGAAAUCCUAUAUAAAAGUUUUAAGUUGUUAUGAUGAUGAUGAUGGAUUAUAUUUUUCAUUUACUGCCAUAAAUGCUGCCUCCACCGUAUAUUUUUGUUAUCAGAUACUUAUUCACCUUAGCAUAAAUUUCAAAUUUUGGAAUUUGAAUCA